Molecule: messenger RNA, 1749 nt
Organism: Gastrolobium bilobum
Lineage: Eukaryota; Viridiplantae; Streptophyta; Magnoliopsida; Fabales; Fabaceae
Product: SUN domain-containing protein 4
Exons: 4
Coding region: 1-1749 (582 amino acids)
Biological process (GO): protein folding in endoplasmic reticulum
Cellular component (GO): cytoplasm; membrane
Source: RefSeq, a predicted model, not a curated record
AUGCAGAGAUCACGUAAAGCUAUUCUGGAAAGAAGGGCUAUAGAGAAGGCUACAAUUGGGAGAAACUAUCUGUAUAAAGUUUCUUUGUCGUUGGUUUUUGUUUUAUGGGGCCUAGUCUUCCUCUUCAGCUUAUGGAUAAGUCAUAGCCAUGGUUACGGAGACGGAUCUGGAGAAGUUCUGAAUGGCGUAUCAAAUUGGAAUGAAGAUGAGCACAGACAGUUUGAAAACACUAAUUCUGCUGAUAAAUAUUUGACUAAAGAGACUGAUGCCUACAUACCUUCUGAUACUUUCUGCUCUGAUGGUGCCAAAACUGAUGGUUUUAUUGGUGAGUCACUUUCCGGUGGAGAAAGCGUAGCCUAUGUUGAACCUGGUGAUAUAGAAAAUUACAUUUCUACUGAUAGAGAGGAACAUGAAGUUGAGAGAUCUGAAUCUGCUGCGAAACAUGAAAAUGAUGCGCAAAAAUAUGAUCACUUGUCUCAAGCAGUGCCUCUUGGUCUUGAUGAAUUCAAGAGCAGGGCAACUAUUUCUAAAAUCAAGUCAGGCAUCAGUCCAUCUGGAAGUGUAAUGCAUAGAGUUGAGCCUGGUGGUGCAGAAUACAAUUAUGCUUCAGCAUCAAAGGGGGCAAAAGUGUUAGCUUCUAAUAAAGAAGCCAAAGGUGCCUCUAAUAUCUUAAGCAGAAACAAAGACAAAUAUCUUCGAAAUCCGUGUUCUUCAGAAGAGAAAUUUGUCAUUAUAGAACUUUCAGAAGAAACCUUAGUAGAUACAAUAGAAAUAGCUAAUUUUGAGCACCAUUCUUCCAAUUUAAAAGAUUUUGAAAUGCAUGGCAGUUUGGUCUACCCAACAGAUGUUUGGGAGUUCCUCGGGAAUUUUACUGCCUCAAAUGUGAAGCAGGCUCAGAGGUUUAUUCUUCAGGAGCCAAAAUGGGUGAGAUACCUAAAGUUGAAUCUUCAAAGCCAUUAUGGUUCAGAAUUUUAUUGCACACUGAGCAUAGUUGAAGUUUAUGGUGUGGAUGCCAUUGAGAGGAUGCUGGAGGAUUUGAUAUAUACUCAUGAUAGUCCAUUUGCAUCUGGAGAAGGUAAUGGUGAAAAGAGGGCAGUGUCUCCCCAUCCUAGCUCUGCUGAGGAUGAUGAGAUUCGGAAAAAUACUCCCAGAGGGAUCAAUCUUGAUCCUGCUUCAGAAAUCUCUUCAGAAAACCAAGUUGGCAGGAUGCCUGGGGAUACAGUUCUCAAGAUUCUGAUGCAGAAAGUUCGUUAUCUAGACUUAAAUUUGUCUGUUUUGGAGCAGUAUAUGGAAGAAUUAAAUUCUAGAUAUGUUAUUAUUUUCAAAGAGUACAGCAAAGACAUAGGAGAAAAAGAUAUACUUCUACAGAAGAUCAAAGGAGACAUUAGGAGUUUCCUUGACCAACAAGAUGUUAUAAUGAAAGAUGUUAGUGAUCUAGAUUCUUGGAAAUCCCAUUUUUCCGUGCAAUUGGAUCAUGUACUCAGGGACAAUGCUGUUUUGAGAUCUGAGGUUGAACAGGUCCGGGAAAAUCAAGUAUCUUUGGAAAAUAAAGGUGUAGUUGUGUUUUUGGUGUGUGUUAUUUUUUCAUUGCUUGCUAUAUUACGACUAUUUCUGGAUAUGGUUAUGAGCAUCUAUGGAGUACUAAGUUUUGAUAGAACAAUUAACUCCAGCAAAUUUUGCCAAGGUACCUCUUCCUGGUAUCUCCUAUUAUUGAGUUGUAGCAUUAUUAUUUUCAUAUUAACUUUGUGA